Messenger RNA from Andrographis paniculata, 667 nucleotides. Its product is annotated as protein GLUTAMINE DUMPER 2-like. Bases 140 to 595 code for a protein of 151 amino acids. NCBI's taxonomy places the organism in Eukaryota, Viridiplantae, Streptophyta, Magnoliopsida, Lamiales, Acanthaceae. The record is from RefSeq and is a predicted model, not a curated record. Gene Ontology annotation, biological process: regulation of amino acid export. The transcript has a single exon.
CCUCUGCCUACCCUCACCCACGUCUCCAUCUUCUUCACAUACUCAAAGCAAAUAUAUUAAAUCAUCUCAAAGCUUUACUAAUUAUAAUUAUUACUUUAAUUAAUUAAUUAAAUAAAUUAACAGGUUGCAGGUUCGUACCAUGUCGUCGUCUAAUUCAGGGUCAUCAUCAUCGUCGGUCCCGCGGUCGCCAUGGCAGUCUCCGGUGCCGUACCUCUUUGGAGGACUCGCUGCCAUGCUCGCCCUCAUUGCCUUUGCCCUCAUCAUCCUCUUCUGCUCCUACUGGAAGCUUUCUGGAUAUUUCCAAAACAACAACCUCCAGGAAACUACCGCCGGAGAAGCUGACUCCGGCGACAAAGCUCCGCCGGCGGAGGCGGCCGCGGUGGAGGAGAAAUUCCUGGUCAUCAUGGCAGGCCAAGAUAUGCCAACUUUUCUUGCCAGCAAAGCUCCCACCUCCUUUAAUGGCAACAGCACUUUUACAGACAAUAUGAAGCCAUCAGAGGAAGAUUUGGAAGAGAAGACGACGAAGAAGAAGGAGGAAUCAAAUCGACGGCUGAUUGAAAUGGAACGUGAUUCGGCAGCAGAUCAGGUCCGUUGAUUUUUUGGCUUCAUGGGACUGUAAAUCAUUAUGAAUGUGAAUAUUCUCCUUUUGUAUAUUGUAGUUGUUUUC